AGUCAGCCUUUACCUUAACUUUACCUCUCUCCCUCUCCCUCUGUUCCCCUGUCUCUGCUCUGCAGACCUCUGCAGCAAAAAACCAUGAAUUGCAGUCUCAGUCCAUUACCACCUCCACUUCCUCCUAAGCUAAACAAAAUAUUCCACCUUUUCAAUUCUACCUCUCUCUCUUAAAUCAUUGAAUCUUUUAAAUAUCUCUUUCUCGAAUCAUGAUUCAUGAUCACUAUUACGACUAGGGCUUAGAAAAAGAAAAAUAAUAUAAUUUGAUGGACAGUGCUUUUUAGUUCAUUUUUUCUUUUUCUUUUUUACUUGUGAAAUUGAAGACAGUAAUGUCUGUUUCGGAGCUAAAGGAACGCCACGUGGCGGCGACUGAGACAGUGAAUUCUUUGGGAGAACGAUUGAAGCAGAAACGCCUUCUUUUACUUGAUACAGAUAUUGCGGGACAUGCGAGGGCGCAAGGGAGGAAUCCGGUGAGUUUUGGGCCCACCGAUCUGGUUUGUUGCAGGAUUCUUCAAGGACACACUGGCAAGGUGUAUUCAUUGGAUUGGACCCCUGAAAAGAAUAGAAUAGUAAGUGCAUCUCAAGAUGGGCGAUUAAUAGUAUGGAAUGCUCUAACAAGUCAGAAAACUCAUGCCAUAAAGCUACCCUGUGCAUGGGUGAUGACAUGUGCUUUCUCUCCUGCUGGACAAUCUGUUGCUUGUGGCGGUCUUGAUAGUGUUUGCUCAAUUUUUAACCUGAAUUCACCAACCGAUAAGGAUGGGAAUCUAACUGUCUCGAGAAUGCUUAGUGGGCAUAAGGGUUAUGUUUCGUCUUGUCAGUAUGUUCCAGAUGAGGAUACUCAUCUGAUAACAAGCUCUGGUGACCAGACAUGUGUUUUGUGGGAUAUUACAACAGGCCUGAGAACUUCUGUGUUUGGAGGAGAAUUUCAGUCUGGACAUACUGCUGAUGUGCUAAGUGUCUCAAUUAGUGGAUCAAACUCAAGAAUGUUUGUGUCUGGUUCCUGCGAUUCAACUGCCCGGUUGUGGGACACCCGUGUUGCAAGUCGAGCUGUGCGCACGUUUCAUGGGCAUGAAGGAGAUGUUAAUGCUGUAAAGUUCUUUCCAGAUGGUAAUAGAUUUGGAACUGGUUCGGAUGAUGGAACUUGCAGGUUAUUUGAUGUCAGGACUGGGCACCAACUCCAAGUUUACUAUCAACAGCAUGGUGAUAAUGAGAUCGCACAUGUAACCUCAAUUGCAUUUUCAAUAUCAGGAAGACUUCUCUUUGCGGGAUACUCAAACGGUGAUUGUUAUGUGUGGGACACUCUAUUGGCCGAGGUUGUUUUGAACUUGGGAUCUUUGCAGAACUCCCAUGAGGGCCGGAUCAGCUGUUUGGGUUUGUCAGCUGAUGGAAGUGCCUUGUGUACAGGAAGUUGGGAUACAAACCUAAAGAUUUGGGCUUUUGGAGGGCAUAGGAAGGUAAUCUGAUUCGAGCAAAAGGCUUUAAUCAGCUGUCUAGUUUCCUCCCAGGAUCAUGCUUCUCAUUGCUUUUUCAGAUGCACCGCGCUGGCGGUAGAUCCCUCUGCAUUCUCGUCAACUUAAUGUGGUUUGAAAACCAUAUCCCAGUGCUGUCCCUUUUAAUUCUCAUGUGAAAAUUGAUGAGGAAAUGGAAAAAUUGCACGAGGUUUGAUCUUAAUUGGUGAAAGUGGCGGUUCAUGUUAUAUCUGGCUACGGUAUCAAAGUUACCUAUUUAAUUUGUGCUUACCAAUUGUUGUAUCCUGUACCUUUAUUUAAUGAAAAAUCUUUGCUUUCUUCAA
Populus trichocarpa (black cottonwood) is the source of this 1792-nucleotide messenger RNA. Its product is annotated as guanine nucleotide-binding protein subunit beta-2. The record is from RefSeq and is a predicted model, not a curated record. NCBI's taxonomy places the organism in Eukaryota, Viridiplantae, Streptophyta, Magnoliopsida, Malpighiales, Salicaceae. Gene Ontology annotation, cellular component: heterotrimeric G-protein complex; cytoplasm. Bases 330 to 1463 code for a protein of 377 amino acids. Gene Ontology annotation, biological process: G protein-coupled receptor signaling pathway. Gene Ontology annotation, molecular function: protein binding; signaling receptor complex adaptor activity. The transcript is spliced from 6 exons.